Arabis nemorensis is the source of this 528-nucleotide messenger RNA. NCBI's taxonomy places the organism in Eukaryota, Viridiplantae, Streptophyta, Magnoliopsida, Brassicales, Brassicaceae. The record is from the annotation of a GenBank genome assembly.
AUGGAUAAUUACGAUUUCUCCAAUUUGAUUUUCGACUUCGAUGAAGGAGGCAACAAUGGAUUAAUCGAGGAAGAGACUUCAUCUCCGACAAGCAUAGUUUCGUCGGAGACAUUUACCGGUGAAAGCGGCGGAUCCGGCAACGCAAUAACGACGUUGAGUAGAAAGGAAUCAACGGGAAGUAAAGGAGCGGAGACGAAGGAGAUGGGUCAUAGAGUUGCAUUUAGAACGAGAUCGAAGAUUGAUGUGAUGGAUGAUGGUUACAAGUGGAGGAAGUACGGAAAGAAAUCUGUCAAAAACAACACUAACAAGAGGAAUUACUACAAAUGCUCAAGUGAAGGUUGCAUGGUGAAGAAGAGAGUAGAGAGAGAUGGUGAAGAUGCAGCUUAUGUGAUUACAACAUAUGAAGGAGUCCAUAACCAUGAGAGUCCCUCACAUGUCUAUUUCAACGACAUGGUUCUGUCUUAUGAUCAUGGUAAUUGGAACCAACACUCUCUUCGUCAAUCUAUCCAAAUCUCUCCUCCUCCUUGA